AUGCUGAAGCGCGCGCAAGGUGCCCAGUACACUGAUGUCUUUAGCGGAAUUUGCGUAGCCGCCGUCGUCCCCUUGUCUUCGAAUGGCUCGAAGGCUAUUCAUCUUCAGAUCACGGCACCGAAGGAGGUAGGCUGGGUGGGGGUCGGCUUGGGUGAUGGGAUGCUCAACAAUCCGCUUAUCGUGGUAGCUGAAGACGAGCACUCAAAAGUGGCUGGUUCGCUUCGCUGGGCAACAGAUCACUCUGUUCCCAAGGUAUACGACAAGGCCAACUUCACCCUCCUCUCCUCAUCGCGGCUCACUUCAACAUACAUCGUCGCAGAUAUCGAGAUUUCAUAUCUCGAAAAAGCGCUCACUACAAAUGGCGAACAAAAGUUCGUAUGGGCGCUCGGCGCGACGAAACCCAAGAAUAUCACGAGCGGCUCUUUCUCACGUCAUGUUACUGUGGGUGACUUUACUUUGCGCCUACCCACCUUGGACACAAAGCCAGAAGUGACAGUCCCCUAUGAUCACAACAGCUGGAGGUUUCUGGUUCUCGCUCAUGCUCUAUGUAUGGUAAUCGCAUGGUGUAUCAUCCUUCCUCUCGGCGCAUCGAUCAUCAAGCUGUUCAACGAGAUGCUCCCAAAUGCGUUCAAGGCGCACUGGAUACAGCAAAUGUGUGGGAUGGUAUUGAUCCUCCUUGGUGUGAGCAGUGGUGUCGGAGCGAGUCGAGGUCAGCAACUUAGCUUUGCGCAUCAGUGGAUUGGGCUGGGGCUCAUUUGCGGUCUUUUCCUCCAACCUUGUCUUGGCUAUUGGCACCACAGAAGCUUCGUCAAGUAUAAACAGACACAUGGGGGUAACCCUCGACCGGUGCGGAUGUGGUACACCUAUGGGCAUAUCUGGCUUGGUCGCACAUUAAUCACGGUCGCUUCCACAGUCGCAGUCGCAACGGGGUUGAAUCUGGCUGGGGCCCCUCUCUGGGCCAUCGCCGUAUGGCUUGCCGUUCCCGUCCUUGUGAUUCCCAUUUACGCCUUUUUCGCAUGGCGUAAAGAACGCCGUGCUCGUCAGCGUGAGAUUGUCCAUGGUGCACAGUUCGAACCCAUACGCGGAUUCGAGCGAGUCCCUUCCCCUUUCCAUAGGGAUCCGAACAUCGGCCCCCAACUCUAUGCGCGGGCUCCAACGCCGAGUGAAGCUGGAAGCGAUGUCGGAGACCUCGGCCAUGGAUAUGAUCGUGGAAGGCAGCCAUUCCGAGACCGCUCAGGAAGUAAUGCGAGUGAUGUCUACGAGAUGCAGAGGAACCAGCUGCUUGCGCCCGGAGAAAGUCCUCCUGGACUGAAGCCACUGUAUCUUCACGCUGAUCGUCCGGUGAGUCCAAGACCUCGCGAUCGUUCGACAUCGGGCAGCCCGCCGUUGUAUAGGCAGUAG
Saitoella complicata NRRL Y-17804 is the source of this 1401-nucleotide messenger RNA. RefSeq names its product CBD9-like protein. Bases 1 to 1401 code for a protein of 466 amino acids. The record is from RefSeq and is a predicted model, not a curated record. NCBI's taxonomy places the organism in Eukaryota, Fungi, Ascomycota, Saitoellomycetes, Saitoellales, Saitoellaceae. The transcript is spliced from 3 exons.